Fulvia fulva is the source of this 204-nucleotide messenger RNA. RefSeq lists its product as uncharacterized. The transcript has a single exon. Bases 1 to 204 code for a protein of 67 amino acids. The record is from RefSeq and is a predicted model, not a curated record. Lineage: Eukaryota; Fungi; Ascomycota; Dothideomycetes; Mycosphaerellales; Mycosphaerellaceae.
AUGGACGGCAACUUCUCAAUCCAAUCUGGCAACCUCUCAGGAAAGCUGGCACCCAUCGGCCUCACUGUCUUCUCCGGACAGCCGUUCAUACAUCCAACUCGCAGCGUGUACAGCUUGAACCUUGGAGAGCGGCCAUACAUCUGGCUUCCCUAUGAGAGGCGAGAAUCAACAUGUCAGAUCCAAGAAUAUGCUACCAGCAGCUAA